Necator americanus (New World hookworm) is the source of this 294-nucleotide messenger RNA. RefSeq lists its product as uncharacterized. The record is from RefSeq and is a predicted model, not a curated record. The transcript has a single exon. NCBI's taxonomy places the organism in Eukaryota, Metazoa, Nematoda, Chromadorea, Rhabditida, Ancylostomatidae. The coding region runs from base 1 to 294 and encodes 97 amino acids.
AUGAUUCCUCUGCAGGAGAUCAAGUGCAGAAGGAGCGACGUACGACUGAUGAAUGACGGUGCACUCGUUAUUCGUGGUGAGAAGGUUCAGUCGCGAAAUGUAGUCGGUGUUGGUUUUGUUAUGCACCCAUCCGUCGUUUAUCUUGUCGAUUCUCACGAGAUCCUGUCACCUCGCCUAGCCAUUCUUCGUCUCCGCCCUCUGCGCCAAAAACACAUCAGUAUCAUCAUCUGCUACUCACCAACAUCAGCAGCUGAUGAAUCCGAAUUGGACGCGUUUUAUGAGGAGCUGGAAUAA